CGGCAGGGCUCGCUCGCAAGCCGAGGCGCCGCCAUGACUGAGCGGCCCUGGCCGGAGCGGAGCCCGCGCGCGACUUCGUCCCAGGACCCUGGAGGGUGCUGAGGGGCUGCAGUUCUCCACCCUGGAAUCUUCCCCGGGGCGCACUUCCCUGCUCACCGGCGAGAAGGGGGUGACGGAGCUUGUAAACUCCACUCAGGGUGCUGGCGGCAGGAAGCAGACUGGAAGCUUACUGGCAGGGCACGGCCCUCGUGAGUUGCCCUCCCUGCCUUGGUACACCUCUCCUGUCUUCCUGAUUGUAAAACCCACACACGUGCACAUGAAAAGUUCUCCAGAGGAUCCGGAAGGAAAAAGUCACGUGGAAUGUUCCUUCACUUUUCACUUGUCAUUAAGCAUUUCCCAUGUCAUUAAAAAUCCUUCUCAGUGUUUUUGUUCUUUUUUCCCCGCCCCCCACACACAUGAUCACAAUACCAUUCGGGGGAGAUUCAGAGAAGUAGGAAGAACACGGGGCAUAUGGCUGGCCACACUCGGGCCUCUUUCCCAGUGGCCCUUUUUGGGACCCUCAUACAUCAUUUUGCAUCCCACUUUCCCCUGUACUUCAUGUCAUCUAUAUGUCAUGUCUGUGCUUCCCUUGAGCAUGUUUUAUUACUGUGUAUUUUGCAGUCCUAAAUUCUUUGCCAUGUGAUGGGAGGGUAGUUGAUUCCGCCAGGCUUGACUGUUGGGCACUUUUGUUGUGAAUCUUGGUGCCUAAAUCUUUGUCCCAAUUUCAGAUAAAUUCCACAGCAUGCGAACUUCCAGAAUCGUCUUGAUAGACAAGCUUCCACAGUGCUUUCCAGAAAGGUCGUGCCAGCUUUUACUUUCACCAUCGGAUCAGCACAGAGUACAAGUGUUAAAAAAAAAAAAAAAUUCUCGUUUUUAUUUUUAUGGCUAACAUUUAAGUUAUAUGUUCACUAUAGGAAGCUUGGAAAAUGCACAAAAUGCUAUUUUCUCCCUGCCCUUUCCACUUUCCCUCUGCUGUUAAAGUCUCUAUCCCUCCCUUGUCCUCCUCACCACCUCUUCCCUCAGCUCUAACUUGGCCAGGAGUAGACAGCAUAGGCAAGUAGGAAAGGCUAAAAAGACAACAUAGGCAAGGCAGGAGGCCCCUGUUGCACUAUGGCAUAGCAUAUCCGGCUGUUUCCGUUUAAAGGGGACUUAAACUCCUGUUCCUUAUUUUAAGUGCUCAGGAGCCACCUGUAACUGGUGGCUACCAUGUUGGACAGUGCGGAUGGAGACCAUUUCCAACCCCAUAGGAAGUUCUGCUGGACAGUGCUGGCUACUCCACCAUGGCAGGAGUCCUGUCCCCCUCGAUGUUCUGUAAACUGUGUGUUGAAUGACUGUAUGAAAGAAGGAGGGAAAUGGAUACUAAGCUAAGUAAGGAAAUGAGAUAUGUUCAUGAUGAGAUAAGGGUUGUGAAGACCACACAGCGUGGCUGAGAAGACAAGGAUAACAUCCUGAACGAGAGCGUGGUGACACCCUGCUGUGGUGACAGCUGAGCUGGCACGAGCAUUAGAGAGGAAUGUGGUUAGAACAGUAGGUGCAAAGGCCCUAGGGUCACCAGUGCACCAGUGUCUUCACACUGUAGCCGAUGAAGGCCAUACGGCAGAUCAGGUCAGAAUGAGACGGGGAGGACUCAGGCCAGCUCCUCGGGAGCUGGAGGUCAGGGCAAGGAGGUGGGGAGCUAAUGAGAGUCCUGAGCAAGGUGAUGGCCACCAUCUGAUGCGGCCACUUUGCGCCUGCCCCUCUCUGCAGGCCCCUGACUGCUGACUGCGUCUGCCUGCUGCCACCCGGGUUUGUCUGGAGCCGCUGGGACUGUCCUGGGAUCCAGUUCGCUUGCCCCCUGAGGCCGGAGAGAUGCUCCCGCUGGCCAGAGCCCUCGCCUCCCCCAGGAGUUCCCAGCCCCCAGCCCUGAGGGACCAGGACAGGGCCCCUCAGCUGGACAGCCCUGGGGAUACUGAGGCCUGGCGCCUGCGCUUCCGACAGUUCCAGUACCGUGUGGCAGGCGGGCCACACCGCGCACUGGGCCAGCUCUGGAUGCUGUGCCGCCAGUGGCUGCGGCCCGAGGCGCACUCCAAGGAGCAGAUGCUGGAGCUGCUGGUGCUGGAGCAGUUCCUGGGGGCGCUGCCCAGCAAGAUGAGGACCUGGGUGCAGUCGCAGGGCCCCCGCACCUGCAGGGAGGCCGCUAGCCUGGUGGAGGACCUCACACAGAUGUCGCAGCAGGAAGUUCUGGUAUCUCUCACCGACCACCAGGACGGGAGCAUCAGCGAGGAGGAAGACGGGAAGAACCUGAGGCCUCAGAAAGACCCAUGCCAGGCAUUGGAGCUGGGGCUCCCCCAGGAGGGCGAGUGGCUGCAGCCUGCCCAGCCCCAGCGGAGUCCCCACACCAGGGCGGGGGCCGAGGCAUCCUGCACCCUGGGCUCACUCGGGCUUCAGCCUCCCAGCAUGAAGGCAGACAGACCGAGGAUGCUGCAGCAUGGGCUCCCCUCAGCAGCUUGCCCAGGCCUGGGCUGCUUGCCUCUGAAGCCUAGUGUCUGGGAUGAGCCUCCCUGUGGGCAGGUCGGGGACCGAGCCCUGAAGAACAGGCACUGCCACCCCAGGCUGGCCCAGGACGCUCCCCAGGCAGAAGGGGGUGCCUGGCAGGCAGUGGCUGCCCCCAGCGAUACUGUGCUUCAGGGCACCGGAGGCCAAGGGCCUGAUCCAGAGGAGCCCCUGCCCUUGCCCCCUCAGCCCAGCCUGCUUGCAGACCUCACCCUCCCCAGUGCUCAGAGCAGUAGCCCUCCAAGGCGGGCUGGGGACCGUGACGCCAGCAGUCCCCACCUGCCCUUACUCAAAGACACCAAAGCCUCCCCUGAAGAGGCAGGGCAACCGGCGGCCGCCCCCUCCUCCGAGAGCUCGGUGCCGCCGCCAGUGACCCCAGGGACACGGCCUUUCGCGUGUGCCGAAUGCGGGGAGGUCUUCACCUGGGUCACCCAUUUCAUGGAGCACCAAAAACGCCACCUGGAAGAGGGGCCCUUCCCGUGCCCCGAGUGCGGCAAGACCUUCCUGCACGCCUCUGUCCUGGGGGAGCAUCAGAAGAUCCACCUGCUGGAGCCGCUGCGCAAGAGGCCUCGCCCGGGCGGGGCCGAGGCGCCAAGGGAGGCCGACCCUCAGGACGCGCCCUCGGGCCGCCGCGAGACCGCCUGCCGCGAGCGGCCCUUCGAGUGCGGCGUCUGCGGGAAGGCCUUCCCCUGGAUGGUCCACCUCCUCGACCACCAGAAGCUGCACGCCGCGCAGUGA
Messenger RNA from Hyaena hyaena (striped hyena), 3309 nucleotides. RefSeq names its product zinc finger and SCAN domain containing 1 (gene ZSCAN1). Bases 1888 to 3309 code for a protein of 473 amino acids. NCBI's taxonomy places the organism in Eukaryota, Metazoa, Chordata, Mammalia, Carnivora, Hyaenidae. The transcript has 8 exons. The record is from RefSeq and is a predicted model, not a curated record.